This is a messenger RNA of Amaranthus tricolor (Joseph's coat), 1083 nucleotides long. Its product is annotated as protein FAR1-RELATED SEQUENCE 5-like. Gene Ontology annotation, biological process: regulation of DNA-templated transcription. The coding region runs from base 1 to 1083 and encodes 360 amino acids. Lineage: Eukaryota; Viridiplantae; Streptophyta; Magnoliopsida; Caryophyllales; Amaranthaceae. The transcript has 3 exons. The record is from RefSeq and is a predicted model, not a curated record.
AUGGCGAUGUGUCCUAUUUAUCAAGAUCCAGAUCCGGAUUCAGAUCUUUUUCAGGAUUUUAUUACUUUUUUCAGGAAAGUAUUUUCAGGAUCUUUUUCCUCCGCCAGGGACUCAAACUCCAAGAACUAUAUAACACAAGUUACCCCAAAUGGUUCUACACUAUGGAUUCCUCAUUGUGAGUUUGAUAAAAAGCCAUUUGUUGGUAUGACUUUUGAAAACUUAGAGAAAGCCUUAGAUUUUUAUGGUAAAUAUGCUGAAAUUUGCGAUUUUGAUAUACGUUCAUCUACUAGCUACAAAAAUAAGGGUAUUGUUGUUUUAAAAUAUUUUGUAUGUAGUAGGAAGGGUAUCAUAAAACCUAAACCUAAGAAAAGUGCAGAUGUUGUUCCACGUUAUAAGAGAUCAACCAAAAGAAUUGGUUGUAAAGCUAGAUUGAUUUUGAAAUAUGACAUAGUGAAGAGAACAUACCAUGUUUUAAAAUUCCAACAGGCGCACAAUCAUUGUCUAGUUAGCCCUACAUCGCGUCAAUAUUUAUUGGGUAAUAGGAAAAUGACUUUGUUACACAAAAAUUUCAUAUCUAAGAAUGCACGGGUUAAUAUAGGACCGGUUAAAUCCUUUAGAUUGUUUAAGGAAAUUGUUGGGGGUUAUGAGAAUGUGGGAGUGACAAUGCAAGAUUUUAAGAAUUUCCAUAGGGAUUUAAAAACAUAUAUUAAAGGAGAUGAUGGGAAGAUGUUGAUCGAGAAUUUUAUCAGAAAAAGAGAUAUUUACAGGGGGUUUUAUUUUGAUUAUGCUUUAGAUGAGGAGGACCACAUUUCACGUUUAUUUUGGGCCGAUGCGAUAAGUAGAAAGAAUUAUUGCUUAUUUGGAGAAAUGGUUACUUUUGAUUAUACUUAUAACACCAAUAAGUAUAGCAUGGUUUUAGCCCCUUAUACUGGUGUAGAUCAUCAUAAGUCUUGUAUUACAUUUGGUAUAGGUUUAUUAGCUAAGGAAGAUAAUGAAUCUUUUGAGUGGUUAUUUAGCACUUUUUUACAUUGUAUGGGGGAGUGUAUGCCAACAUAUUUGAUAACUGAUCAGACCCUGCAAUGA